AUGAUAAAUAGUAUUGAGAUUUCUCCUAUAAAAAUGUCAAAUGGUAUUAAAUGAUGUUUAUAUGUCAGAGUAGAAAUAAGACAUUAUGAAAUCAAUAUUGAAAGAAGAAUCAAUGAUCAACAUAACAUUAAAACCUAUUGAGCAAGAGAUUUUCUUAACUGAAGAUCCAUAAGUGGCAUUGAUUAAAUUAAAAUGUUUUUAAGAACUAAUUAACAAAGAGAGGUAACUUUUAAAUCUGAGAGUAGAUUAGCAUAUGCAGAACAUCUAGCUGAAGUAUUUGAAAUGAUAGGAGAUGAUGCAUAUAGAAAUUUAGGGUUUAUCCUUUAGUAAUUUGUAUACAUAGUUUUAAACCUAUUUAUAAGGUUAAUGAUUCAUAUUCAAUCUAAUUGUCUAUUAUUAGAUAGUUGCCUGUUCUUGUAGAAUAAAUUAAGAAACGAUAAUCAGGAUAUUUGGAAUUAAAAGAUCAUGUUCUGCCAUUUAUGAAUAUUUUUCUUGAACAUUAAGACUUUGAUGUAAAAGUACAAAUGAUGAUUAGAUUAAAAAAGAAGUUUUGACUUAAUUACUAAAAAUAGCACCAUUUUUAAUUGAAUCUGAUAAAGUUGAUACAAUUUUGGCACAUUUGAUUGAAAUGGCUCAUGAUGAAAAAAAUAACUAAAAUAGAAUAUUGGCAGCUGAAACAUUUGGUAAAACAGCUUCUCUCUUUUCAAUAAAGUAUUGUGAGUCUUAUAUUUGUGGAGAACUUUUAUCUCUUGGAAUAGAUUUAAAUGAAUUUGUAAGAGAAAAAGCUAUUGAAUAAUUACCAUAUAUAUCAGUAAGUCUUUCUUAGAAAUGUAUAGAGUUGAAAAUUGUGCCAUUCUUUCUUAAGUAAAUAAAAUAAUCGAUAUUAUUUAGAUCUUGUGAUGAUAGACUUUUAUAAAUAAAAUUAGCAUGUAUUAAAUCAAUCUCAGGUAUUUCUAAAUAUGCUGGUGCUUAAAUAAAGACUUAAAAAUUAAUUCCAAAGUAUUUAGAAUUUCUAUCUGAUUAAAAUAAAGAAGUUCGAAAAACAGCAUAUGAAUAUUUAGGUGAAUUUAUUAGUACAAUAAAAUUUACUGAGAAUGAUUAACAACAAUUAGAUAUUCUUUUAGCAUACUAUUAAAAUUAAUUAGAUAAAAAUAUUAAUAUGAUGGGAGUUGAUGUAAAAUCGAUAUUUUAAUAAAUUAUAGCUUGUUUAUAAAUGUGCAUAUUAUUUUCCAGGAGUACUCUAAGCUAUAGGUCGAAAUCGUUGGUAAUUGAUUGAAUCUUUGUAUGGAUUUCUUUUAAAAUAUCCUUCAGAUGUAAAUUAUAUAUCUAUAAUUAAUUAAGAAAGUUAAGAUAUCAUUAGCAUAUAGUUUUCAUGAAGUAGCUAAAAUAUUAGGUCCAGAUUUAUCUAAAUAAUAUUUGAUCAAUGUAUUAGAAACACUGGCUUAAGAUAAAUUGUAAGAAGUCAGAAAUGGAAUUAUAGUGAAUCUAUCAAAAUUUAUAUCAAUCUUUCCUAUUGAAGAAAGGGAUUAUGUUAUUGAUUUGUUACUUAGUUUCUAAAAAGAUUAACACAAAUGGAGAACUCGUUAGAUUAUUUGUACAUCUAUUUUCCCAAUUACCAGAUGUUUUAAUAAUGAUACUAUCUUUUUUCACAUUGCCCCUAUUCUAUUCAAAUUUUGUUCAGAUACUGUUGCUAAAGUAAGAUAAAAAGCUGCAAAAAAUGUUGUUCAUUUAAUUGAAACUUUUGAGGAAGAAGGAGAACAAAGAACUGCUAUUCUUGAAUAAAUUAAAGCAUUUUCACAUUCUAUUAGAUUCAAUUAAAGAUAAUCUUAUUGUUGGAUGUGUUAUAAAUUAUUUUAUAGAGCUGAUUUCGAAAAUCUAUUUUUUGAAAGACUUUUAUAAUUAUGUUAAGAUCCUGUUUAAUGUGUAAGAUUAUCUGCUUUAAUUGUUAUUGAUAAAUUUAUUUAAAAAGAAGGUUUCUCAAAAGAAAGAAAAUAUUUAAAAUACUUCUUGAUUUCAUUUAUUGAUGAUUAAUGCAAAGAAAUUUAAAUUAUUCUUGCUAAAUAUAAUUUUGUGAUCGAAAAAACAAAAAAAAAGACUCUAUCAUGUAGAUCACGUAAUAGUGGAUCUUCAAACGGUCAUUUAGAGGAUAUCCCAGAAUUUGAUGAAAAAAUUGAUUAGAUUAGAAAAUCAUCUGGUAAAGUUUGA
This is a messenger RNA of Paramecium sonneborni, 2205 nucleotides long. Lineage: Eukaryota; Ciliophora; Oligohymenophorea; Peniculida; Parameciidae. The record is from the annotation of a GenBank genome assembly.